Molecule: messenger RNA, 23688 nt
Organism: Loxodonta africana (African savanna elephant)
Lineage: Eukaryota; Metazoa; Chordata; Mammalia; Proboscidea; Elephantidae
Gene: NPHP3
Product: nephrocystin 3
Exons: 27
Coding region: 1-3990 (1329 amino acids)
Biological process (GO): convergent extension; kidney development; determination of left/right symmetry
Molecular function (GO): protein binding
Source: RefSeq, a predicted model, not a curated record
AUGGGGACUGCCUCGUCGCUGGUGAGCCCGGCGGGUGGGGAGGUGAUCGAGGACACGUACGGGGCGGGUGGCGGGGAGGCCUGCGAGAUCCCGGUGGAGGUGAAGCCCAAGGCCCGCCUGCUGCGCAACUCGUUCCGCCGGGGCGCGGGGGCGGCGGGGGCCGGGCCGGGGUCGCUGCCCCGCGGGGCCGGCGGCGGCGGGCUGCUGGGGGCCAGCUUCAAGUCCACCGGCUCGUCGGUGCCCGAGCUGGAGUACGCGGCGGCCGAGUACGAGCGACUGAAGAAGGAGUACGACAUCUUCCGGGUCAGCAAGAACCAGGAGCUGCUGUCCAUGGGCCGCCGCGAGGCCAAGCUGGACACGGAGAACAAGCGGCUGCGGGCCGAGCUGCAGGCACUUCAGAAAACUUAUCAGAAGAUACUUCGGGAAAAGGAAAGUGCUUUAGAAGCAAAAUACCAAGCAAUGGAGAGAGCAGCUACAUUUGAACGUGAUAGAGAUAAAGUUAAAAGGCAAUUCAAGAUUUUUAGGGAGACCAAGGAAAAUGAAAUUCAGGACUUAUUGAGGGCCAAGAGAGAGUUGGAGAGCAAACUUCAGAGGCUACAGGCUCAGGGGAUCCAGGUAUUUGAUCCUGGGGAGUCUGAUUCGGAUGACAACUGUACAGAUGUUACUGCUGCUGGAACCCAGUGUGAAUACUGGACUGGUGGAGCCUCAGGAAGCGAGCCUUCCAUAGGGAGUAUGAUGCAGCUUCAGCAGCCCUUCCGAGGCCCAGAGUUCGCCCACAGUCUCAUAGAUGUAGAAGGACCCUUCGCAAACGUCAACAGAGAUGACUGGGAUGUUGCUGUAGCUAGUUUAUUACAAGUUACUCCCUUGUUUUCACAUUCUCUAUGGAGUAACACUGUCAGGUGUUACCUCAUAUAUACAGAUGAAACCCAGCCUGAAAUGGAGCUUUUCCUUAAGGACUAUUCACCUAAACUUAAAAGAAUGUGUGAGACAAUGGGAUAUUUUUUCUAUGCUGUGUAUUUUCCAAUAGAUAUUGAAGAUCAAUACCUCACUGUAAGAAAAUGGGAAAUUGAAAAGAGUUCAUUAGUUGUUUUAUUCAUUCAUUUAACUUUACCAAGCUUUUUAUCAGAAGAAUGUGACGAAGCUUUUCUGAAAAACCCUGAAGGAAAACCACGAUUAAUUUAUCAUCGUUUGGAGGAUGGGAAAGUCAGUUCUGACUCUGUCCAGCAACUGAUUGAUCAAGUUUCUAACCUAAACAAGACCAACAAAGCCAAGAUCAUUGAUCACUCAGGAGAUCCUGCAGAAGGAGUGUAUAAAACUUAUAUUUAUGUGGAAAAGAUUAUUAAACAGGACAUACUGGGCUUUGAGAACACAGACCUGGAGCCUAGGGGUCUGAGCAGUGACGAUUCCAUUCCAGAAGAAGAUGAUUUGGGUGAUGUUCUGUGGGACAUACAUGAUGAACAGGAGCAAAUGGAAACUUUUCAGCAGGCUUCUCGUUCAGCCCAUGAGCUGGGAUUUGAAAAAUAUUACCAACGCCUUAAUGAUCUAGUGGCGGCACCAGCACCAAUUCCACCCCUUCUUGUAUCUGGAGGACCAGGUUCUGGAAAGUCCCUUCUUUUAUCAAAGUGGAUUCGGUUACAACAGAAGAGUUCCCCUAACACGCUGAUUCUUUCUCAUUUUGUGGGGAGGCCCAUGUCAACCAGCUCAGAGUCUUCCUUGAUUAUCAAACGACUAACUCUAAAGUUGAUGCAGCAUUCUUGGUCAGCAUCUGCUUUGACACUGGAUCCUGCUAAGCUUCUAGAAGAAUUUCCACGUUGGCUAGAAAAGCUCUCUGCUCGUCAUCAUGGCAGCAUCAUCAUCAUUAUUGAUUCUAUAGAUCAAGUUCAGCAAGUUGAAAAACACAUGAAAUGGCUGAUAGACCCACUGCCAGUGAAUGUAAGAGUAAUUGUUUCUGUGAAUGUAGAAACAUGCCCUCCAGCAUGGAGGUUGUGGCCUACGCUUCAUCUUGAUCCUUUAAAUCCGAAAGAUGCAACAUCCGUUAUAAUGGCAGAAUGCCACUCUGUAGACGUUCAGCUGAGUAAAGAGCAGGAGAAGAAGCUAGAGCGACACUGUCGUUCUGCUACAACCUGCAAUGCCCUUUAUGUCACCCUUUUCGGCAAAAUGGUUGCACGUGCUGGGAGAGCAGACAGUUUAGAUAAAAUCCUUCAUCAGUGCUUCCAGUGUCAAGAUACCGUUUCAUUAUAUAGACUCGUUCUGCGAACUAUCCAAGAUUCUAUUGGGAAUGAUAUGGGUAAAGAACUGAUGAAACAGAUUCUUUGCCUCGUCAAUGUUAGUCACAAUGGUGUGAGUGAAUCAGAGCUGAUGGAACUCUAUCCUGAGAUGUCCUGGGCUGUCUUGACCUCCCUUAUUCACAGUUUACACAAGAUGUGUUUAUUGACUUAUGGUUGUGGCUUGCUUAAGUUUCAACAUCUACAGGCUUGGGAAACAGUAAGAUUGGAGUAUAUGGAAGGUGCGGCCGUUGUUUCUUCAUAUAGGCAAAGGCUAAUCAAAUAUUUCACCAUGCAGCUGAGUCAGGACAGAGUGACCUGGAGAAGCGCGGAUGAACUCCCUUGGCUUUUUCAGCAGCAGGGAAGUAAACAGAAGCUGCAGGAUUGCCUGCUCAAUCUCUUUGUGUCUCAAAACCUUUAUAAAAGAGGACACUUUGCUGAGUUGCUGAGUUAUUGGCAGUUUGUUGGCAAAGAUAAAAGCGCGAUGGCAACAGAAUAUUUUGAUUCAUUGAAGCAGUAUGAGAAAAACUGUGAAGGCGAGGAGAACAUGAAUUGCUUAGCUGAUCUUUAUGAAACCCUGGGGCGAUUUCUCAAGGAUCUGGGUCUUCUCAGUCAGGCUGUUGUGCCUUUGCAGAGGUCUCUAGAAAUUCGAGAAACAGCUUUAGAUCCAGAUCACCCAAGAGUAGCUCGGUCUCUCCACCAACUGGCAAGUGUUUACGUGCAGUGGAAGAAGUUUGGCAAUGCAGAACAGCUGUAUAAGCAGGCAUUGGAAAUCUCAGAAAAUGCUUAUGGUGCGGACCAUCCACAUGUUGCUCGUGAACUUGAGGCACUCGCAACGUUGUACCAGAAACAAAAUAAAUACGAACAAGCUGAACAUUUUAGGAAAAAAUCCUUUAAAAUUCGCCAAAAAGCUAUGAAGAGAAAAGGCAACUUGUAUGGAUUUGCCCUUUUACGUCGCAGGGCACUACAGUUAGAGGAGCUCACCUUAGGUAAGGACACACCUGACAAUGCUCGGACCCUCAAUGAGCUGGGUGUUCUCUACUAUCUUCAGAAUAACCUGGACACAGCUGAGCAGUUUCUGAAGCGUUCCUUAGAAAUGAGGGAGCGAGUUCUAGGACCAGACCACCCUGACUGUGCCCAGUCCUUGAACAAUCUGGCCGCUCUAUGCAACGAAAAGAAACAGUAUGAUAAAGCAGAAGAGCUCUACGAAAGAGCUUUAGACAUUCGGAGACGAGCAUUAGCACCUGAUCACCCUUCUUUGGCUUAUACAGUGAAGCACCUUGCAAUCUUAUAUAAGAAAAUGGGGAAACUUGACAAGGCUGUACCUUUGUAUGAGUUGGCUGUUGAAAUUCGACAGAAAUCCUUUGGCCCAAAGCACCCUAGUGUAGCUACUGCCUUGGUGAACUUAGCUGUUCUUUAUAGCCAAAUGAAAAAACACAUUGAAGCCUUGCCGUUAUAUGAAACAGCAUUAAAGAUUUAUGAAGACAGCCUGGGCCGGAUGCAUCCUCGAGUUGGAGAAACGUUAAAAAAUUUAGCUGUGCUUAGUUAUGAAGAAGGAGAUUUUGAAAAGGCUGCUGAACUAUAUAAAAGGGCAAUGGAAAUAAAAGAAGCAGAAACAUCACUUUUGGGUGGAAAAGCUCCUUCACAACACUCAUCAAGUGGAGACACGUUUAGCUUAAAAACCACCCAUUCUCCUAAUGUCUUCCUUCAUCAAGGACGAAGGUAAUAGCAACAAUGCCCAGUCACCUUAGGAUAAAUAAGAAACAUUUGAGCAUUAGAAUUUAAAACUUAAAAACAACUUCUUAAGAAAAUUCAUUUUUAUUUGUGUGAUUUAACUAAUAUUUGUAUGAAGUUGUAUUGGACUACAUUGAUGUUUGAAUUGAGAUUGUGUCAGUUUUGUUUGAAAUAAUUAACUUGCCUACCCUGUGGGAUCCAAGGAUGUAGACAUUAGAAUUUUAAGGUGACAUGAAGGGUGGAUUGGUCUUCUCUGCAAGAACUGGCAGAGCAGUUAAGACGAGGAAUUGAAGAGUUCCAUCAGUCUUCUCACCUCUUCAGAGCUAUGUUAGCCUUGUCUUGCUUUUAGUCUGGCCCCAUUCUCUACCUCAGAGAAAAGUUUCGAGGGAUUAACGGAUGUUUAUGAAAGGUUUGAAUUGUCUUCAGUGAAAAGAACGAGUAGUGAGAAUCCUUGAUUACUACCUUUUUUUAUUUUACCUUUUCCUUGAGCAGAUUGGGCCAACCCCUUUGCAUUCUUUGCUUUCUAUGUUGGAUAUUGUUAAUUACUGUGUACUGUGUAUCUGCAUAAUGUCUGAAGUCUUUAACACAGUAACAGGUCAAACUCGUUGGCAUUCUUUGACUCUUCGCGAAAUAGGGACAUGACAUUAUUAAGUGGCCUAAAUCUGUUUCUUCAUUUACCUCAAACUUAAUCUGCCAUUUUUAUACUGAAAAUUAAGUACUUUUUAUAGAUUUUAUAAAUGUUACAGCAUUUUGGAUGUUUUGUGCUGUUUGAUGUAUUUAUAUAUAAUUUUUUAAAUCGUAAUAAUUUUAAUACUUAAAAGAUUCCAAUGUGUAUUAACUGUUAAGGGUGAAAGAUAUAAAAACCAUACUUCAGUGUUUUAAAAUAAAAGUGCAAUUUUAAGUUUUUUUCCACUGCCAAUUAUACAAGAGGGCUACAUUCUGCAUAAUUAAAAACUUUACAACAAGACUUGAAUGUUGCCAUUACUGAGUAGUUUCCUCAACUUGAGGAGCUUUGCUGACUUUCAUAGGGCUUCAGUUAAUGCUGUCUACUAAGGCCUGGCUGCUCACAGGGUGGUCCAUGAGCUUAUGAAAAAUUCAGACUCUUGGGCCUCCCCCCAGACCUACUGAAUAAGAAUCUGCAGUUUAGCUUGAUCCUCAGGUGAUUCUUAUUCACCUGUUUGAGAGGCAACGUAACUUCUCUACAUAAGUAGUUAUAUUGCUUAGCAUAUACACUGUAAAACUCCAAGGCACUCUCCUGAGUGCUGUCAAAUUGAUUUCAACUCAUAGAGACCCCAUGUGACAAGGGUAGAACUACCCCAUAGGGUUUUCUAGGCUGUAAUCUUUAAGAGAGCAGAUCUCCAGGUCUUUCUUCCAUGAUAGCAAUUAACCAUUGCACCACCAGGGCUCCUUAAGGCACUAUAACCCAAAACCUAUUUUUUUUUAUUGCCCUCGAGUUGAUUCCAACACAUAGCAACCCUUUGGGACACAGUAGAACUGCCCCCAUAGGGCUCCCGAGGCUGUAGAUCUUUACGGAAGUAGACUGACACCUGUCUCCCGCAGAGCAGAGCAGAGUGGCUGGUGGGUCUGAGCUGCUGAUCCUUUGGUUAGCAGCCGACCACCUUAGCCGCUGCACCACCAGGGUACUUCUUAAGGAACUGUGGUGACUUAAAAGAAAUUAUGUAGGAUCUUAUGAAAUAAGCAUCCUUCCCCCUUCCCCCUCCUGGGAGAAGUGCAAGGGGAAAAAGGAAGAUAAAAUGUGACCACAGCUUAUCUUUGUAGGUUUGCCAGCAGUGAAAGCCACAAAAUCAUUAAAUUCAUAUACCAGUGAUUUUAGAAUUCAGCUAUUAGAGGCUGAAAUUUGAUUAUUAGUAGUGUAAGUAAUUUAGUAUAUAUAUGUUUCAAGUUUAAAGUCUUAAAAAGCUGCCUCAGGAAAUAAUUUGAGAUCAGUACUCUAUAACAACCCUGAAAAAAAGGAAAAACCAGCUUAAUAUGUAUUCGUUGUUUCUACAGAAUUUGAACUUGAAAAACAUACAAAAAGCAGAAACUUGUAUUACUCAAAGUAACUUUAUGGUAAAAAUUCACUAUAGUUAGGGACGAUUACUCUAAAGUAUGUAUUUCAAAAAAAAUAAUGUAUUUGUAUCUUACUGUACUACCGACUUAAAUGUUUUCAUGUAGAAUGCCUACUUAAAAAAUUAAAAUAGCUGGGACAAACUGUGUGUGUAUGUGUGUUUGAGGUUCUCAGAUAAGAAUAUCAUGUUCACAAUGUAAGAGACACCUAUUAUAUAUUAAUUAGUAUAUUAAUAGGAGCCCUGGUGGCACAGUGGCUAAAGCACUCAGCUGCUAACCAAAAGGUUGGUGGUUGGAACCCACCAGUCGCUCUGCAGGAGAUGAUGUGGCAGUCUGCUUCCAUAAGGAUCUACAUCCUUGGAAACCCUAUGGGGCAGUUCUACUCUGUCCUACAGGGUCACUGUGAGUUGGAAUCAACUCGACGGCAGUGGGUUUUGGGGUUUUAGUGUAUAAAUACAAGAUACCCCUUCACAAUGAAAAAGGUAGCUUUCAGACAAUGCAGUUAUAAAUGUGAGUUGGUAGUAUCCAAAUUAUGGUAGUUAUAAUCUUCAUCAAUUUUUACAGAAAACAGAUUUAAAAAAAACAUGAUUUGAGGAGGUCAAAGUUUUUCUAAUAAAUACUAUUAAAUGGUUAUUACCUUUUGUGUUGGUCAUUGUGUUGGUAGGUAUGCAAAGAGUACUUUUAUGAGAAGAAACCCGUAAUAAUAUUUUCCCUACCACAUAAAAACAUUUGAGAAGUACCACAAACUCACUUCCAUUAACAAUGAGGAAGGAAUUAAAGCUGAAUGUACUGUGUUUUACCAUAAUUUACAGCCUCUGUGCUUAGGCAGCUUUAGGACUGCUUUUCCAUCUUUCACAUCAGAAACAACAGCAUUUACAAAUCUGAUGAAAUAUGGAUUUAUUUAUUAAUGCAGUAUGCAGUGAGGAUUAAUUUCUCACGCUCAACUGCUACCUAUGUUGGACUUCUUAGGAAACCAAGUUCAUCUGAGGAAAAACAUAAACCGGAUGCAAGUUUUCAUGGCAUGUAGACUGUCAAGAGAGCACUCCAGGUAGCGGCAGAUAACAGUUACCAGACUUUGGUAAAAUAAUCCAAUAAAUAUUUUUUAAUGAAAGAUCUUAAACCAAAAAAAAAAAAAGUUACAUAAAAUUUGGUUCAACGUAAGACCCCAAUAAUGAUGUGGUGCCACGUUAAGAGCAGAUAAAAGGUCUUUAGAAAAUGGUAGGUUUAGGUACUAUGCCUUAUUAAAAAAUUAUAAAAUUUUGAAUUAUAAAUAAAACCUUACCAAAUUAGUAUACUAGAGUUUCCAAGGAAAUAGAAUUAUUUUAGAAAGACUGUAUUUUUGAAAUUCAGAACAUUUCUACUAACUUGGAAAGGUAUUUUACAGAUGAAUGCAACCAUGUCUUUUAAAAACGGUAAAUGACCUACCAAGACAACGUAAGUUUCAAGAGUAGAACAAACUAUCCCCCCGCUUUCCUGACUUCAGUGUAAACAUAAGAAUCACAACAAUAUUCUACAGCCACAAAAUGGAUAAAUUGAACAUAGGUGAUACCUGGGCUGAGAUCUGUUUUCAGAACUUUAUUUUACAAGUAGGUAAUGUACUUUUAAUUUUUUACUAACAUUUUUCUCUUAGAGAUACAGUUUAGACAUUCAUAUCAUAAAGCAAAUACUCAUUUAUCAAAAUGACAUACAGGUGUAGCUAUGACGCUAUUUAUUGGUACCCAAAUCAUUAGAAACUUUAUUUCAGCCAAGGCUCUCUAAGCUUUCAUUAUUUGUAUGCAACUCCAGGAACACCAGCUCAUCAAUUUAUGGUUUAGUGGUCACGAGUAGAUACAUGUCAGUCAUUGCAGAGGCAAUUUAGGCCUCUUCUGUUAUGCCCACCAUUCAGGACAAACCUUUUUGAAUAGUUAACUACCUAGAAAGUCAAAUAUAAAUGAAGUACAGUAUUCAAAAGUCAACCUAUAUGAUGGACAUUAAUCUGGUUGAUUUUAGCCUAAAUUUAUCUGUUGCUCCUCAGUAGAGUGAAUCCAGAUACAUGUUCCAUAGAUGCAAUGACUUUUUUCCAUUGGUCAGUGAAGAAUAAAAUAAUUUGUACUUUCAGAAAGCACUUUUGUUUUUCUGUCCAUGAGAACAGCUUCCUUUUUAUUUGCCCUUGCCUUCUUUGUUUCGAAUAUAUAAUACUCAGGUUUACAAAUUUUUCCAGUGACUACAUUUCAGCCUGCACGUCAUCAGGAAGCACGUGAGAUGUUUUUAUUUUAAAGGUUAGCUAUUUUAAAUUCAUUAUUGGUCAAGUUAGUCAUGGGCACUUCUCUUACAGAAAGCAAUUCCAAAAACAAUAGAUACUUGCUAGCUCUAAUCAAUACUUUGACCUUCUCCCUAUAUUUGUGGAUCACGUGAUACUUUACUGUCCAUGAUCCUCAGACAACAAACCACACGGAAUUUCUGGAAAAAUAACAGAAUACAGUAUCGGAUUGGUCCAGAAAAAAGAGGCCAACACAUUUUAAUGGCUAAGUUUUCAAUAAAAUUCUUAACUGUCUACAAUAUUCCUUUGAAGUAAGUUUUCUUAUUAGAGUGGAACAUGAAUUUUAGAAUUACUGAUUUGGUUGGAGGGGACAUCAAGCAACAGUCAUAUAUAAGUCGUAUAUUUCCCCAAAAGAUAACAAUUAAGUGAAGAUUAUCCAUCAGUUAAUGUUACCUUCUGUAAAAAUAUUCGCCCGUCAGUUUGUCAUACUAUGGUGGCUUGCAUGUUGCUAUGACGCUGGAAGCUAUGCCACCAGUAUUUCAAACACCAGCAGCGUCACCGAUGGUGGACAGGUUUCAGCGGAGGUUCUAAACUAAGACUAGGAAGUACCUGGUGUUCUACUUCUGAAAAAAUUGGCCAGUGAAAACCAUAUGAACAGCAGCAGAAAACUGUCUGAUACGGUGUUGGAAGAUGAGCCCCUCAGGCUGGAAGGCACUCAAAAUUUGGGGAAGAGCUGCCUCCUCAGUGUUGAGUCAAUCUUAAUGACAUGGGUGGAGUAAAGCUUUUGGGACUGUGAUUUGCUGAUGUGGCAUAACUUGAAAUGAGAAGAAACAGUUGUAAACAUUAAUAGUAGGAAUGUGGAAUAUACAAAGCAUGAACCUAGGAAAACUGGAAGUGGUCAAAAAUGAAAUGGAAUGCAUAAAGAUCAAUAUCCUAGACAACAGUAAGCUGAAAUGGACUAGUAUGGUCCAUUUUGAGUCAGACAAUCAUAUGGUUUACUAUAUCGGGAAUGACAGGAGGAAUGGCAUUGCAUCCAUUGUCAAAAACAACACUUCAAGAUCUAUCCUGAAGUACAACGUUGUUAGUGAUAGUAUAAUAUCCAUACACCUACAAGGAAGACCAAUUAAUAAGAUUAUUAAGUUUAUGCAUCAACUAGUAAUGCCAAAGAUGAAAAAACUAAACAUUUUUACCAACUUCUGCACUCUGAAAUUAAUCAAACAUGCAAUCAAGAUGAAUUGAUAAUUACUGUGAUUGGAAACAAAGCACGAUUGGUAGUUGGAAAAUAUGGCAUUGAUGAUAGAAACAGCGCUGGAGAUUGCAUGAUAGAAUUCUGUAAGACCAAUGAAUUCUUCAUUGCAGAUAUCUUUUUACAACAAAUGGUGACUAUACAUGUGGACCUCGCCUGAUGCAAUACACAGGAAUCAAACUACAUUUGUGGAAAGAGACGUAGAAGCUCAGUAUCAGAACAAGGCCAGGGGCCGACUGCCGAACAGACCAUCAAUUGCUUAUAUGCUAGUUCAAGUUGAAGCUGAACAUUAUUGGAGCAAGUCCAUGAGAGCCAAAAUACGACCUUGAGUAUAUCCCACCUGAAUUUAGAGACCAUCUCAGGAACUGAUUUGAUGCAUUUGAACACUAAUGACCAAAGACCAGACGAGUUGUGCAAAGACAUCAUACACGAAGAAAGCAAGAGGUCAUUAAAAAGACAGGAAAGAAAGAAAAGACCAAAAUGGAUGUCAGAAGAGACUCUGAACCUUGGUCCUGAAUGGAGAGUAGCUAAAGCACACAAAAUAUGAAGUAAAAGAGCUAAAUGGAAGAUUUCGAAGCGUGGCUCAAGGGACACAGUAUUAUAAUGAAAUCUGCAAAGACCUCAACUUAGAAAACCAAAAGAGAAGAACGUACUCAGCAUUUCUUAAGCUGAAAGAACUGAAGAAAAAAUUCAAGCCUAGAAUUGCAAUACUGAGGGAUUCUAUGGGCAAAAAAUUAAAUGACACAGGAAGCAUCAAAGAAGAUGGGAGGAAUAUAGUCACUAUACCAUAAAGAAUUGGUCAACGUUCAACCAUUUCAGGAGGUAGCAUAUGAUCAAGAACUGAUGGUACUGAAGGAAGAAGUCCAAGCUGCACUGAAGGGAAUUGUGAAAAACAAGGCUCCAGGAAUUGACAGUAUACCAAUUGAGAUGUUUCAACAACGGGAUGCAGCGCUGGAAGUGCUCACUCAUCUGUGUCAAAAAAUUUGAAAGACAGCUACCUGACCAACCAAAUAUGAAGAGAUCCGUAUUUGUGCUCAUUCCAAAGAAAGGUGAUCCAACAGAAUGUGAAUAUUAUUGGACGAUAUCAUUAAUAUCAGACACAAGUAUAAUUUUGUUGAAGAUCAUUAUCAUUCAAAAGCGGCUGCAGCAGUACAUCAAUGGGGAACUGCCAGAAAUUCAGUCCAGAUUCAGAAGAGGCCAUGGAACUAGGGAUAUCAUUGCUAAUGUCAGAUGGAUCCUGGCUGAAAGCAGAGAAUACCAGAAAGAUAUUUACCUGUGUUUUAUUGACUAUGCAAAGGCAUUCGACUGUGUGGAUCAUAACAAAUUAUGGAUAACAUUGGGAAGAAUGGGAAUUCCAGAACACUUAAUUGUGCUCAUGAGGAACGUGUACACAGACCAAGAGACAGUUGUUCGAACAGAACAAGGGGAUACUGUGUGGUUUAAAGUCAGGAAAGGUGUGCAUCAGGAUUGUAUCAUUCACUAUUCUUAUUCAAUCUGUAUGCUGUAUGCCAAGAAGCUGGACUAUAUGAGGAAUGGUAUCAGGACCGGAGGAAGGCUCAUUAACAAACUUCCAAUACGCAGAUGACACAAGUUGCUUGCUGAAAGUGAAGAAGACUUGAUGCAUGUACUCAUGAAGAUCAAAGACUACAGCCUUCAGUAAGGACUGCACCUCAACACAAAGAAAACAAAAAUCCUCACAACUGGACCAAUAAGCAACAUCAUGAUAAACAGAAAAUACUGAAGUUGUCAAGAAUUUCAUUUUAUUUGGAUCCACAAUCAACUCCAAUAGAAGCAGCAGUCAAGAAAUCAAUUGCAUUGGGCAAAUCUGCUGCAAAAGACGUCUUUAAUGUGUAACAAAGCAAAGAUACCACUUUGAAGAUUAAGGUGUGCCUGACCCAAGCCACAGUAUCUUCAUUCACCUCAUAGGCAUUUACAACAGCUGUAAAAACUGGCACGGCAGAGGCAUUGUCUCACCUCCUCUAACUUCAGAAGGGAGGAAGAGAAUCAAAGAUCAACAGCAUCAACUGCUCAAGGCUGAUUCUUAGGAGCCAGAAGUCAAACAUACCUCCUCUGGCAAACCUUUUACCAAUUCUGACACCAGCCACCCCUCCCAUGGCACUCUACUUCUCUGCUGGGUUCAGUAAUUCAUUCCAAUGGCCACACAGAACUCAGACAAUAUUCACAGUUACGGGAUUUAUCAGGGGAAGUAAUAGGUUACAAUUCAGGAUCAGGAAACAACUCAGGUACAAUUCUUCCAUCAGGACAGCCUCUUAGCUGUGCUGCAGACAGGCAGGUCUCUGGCCCUUGCCACAUCGGCCCAGCCUCUGCCCUGCUCCAGCAAGUGUUACGAAGCUCUUUUAGCUCUGCUGAUAACUGCCCAGAGGCACCCCCACACACAGUCCACCAGUAAGCCUCAGCCUAGAGGUGCUCAGCUUUCUCACUCAGUGGGUCGGAUCCACCAAUAAGUGCCCAGAGACACUCCACUCCACCAGCAGGCCUCCUGCUCAUAGGCCCUAGCUUUCUCGCUCAAUGGGUCGGUAAGCCUAGCUCUACCAAGUACCCAGAGGCACUCCACUCUGCCAGCAAGUCUGCUGCCCAAGGCACUCAGUUUUCUCACUCCAUGGGCCAGGAGGCCUACAGCGAUGUCUCCCACCAGUCUCCUGGUUUUGCCACCAUUUCUCUGCCACUGCUUCUCACCGUUUCCUCUGUCUCUGGUGUUACAGCUCUCUCUCUCUCUCAGAGGUUCUUCUCAGCACAGGGACCCCAGGUCCAAAGGAUUUGCUCUGCUCCCAUCUCUUCUUGGUGGUGGUGAGGUCCUCCCUUUCUGCCUCUGAGGUGGCUCAUUUUAAGCUUAGUAGAAUGGCAAAUCUGAUCAAUCCCCUUGUUAGGGUUCCAUACAGCUUGUUUGCAUGGCCCCACCCCCACAUGGAUGCCAUACACUGUAUUUGCAUAUUAGCAAGCUUUCAGUCCCCUUGGUGGCCACCUUCUUUGCAUAAUCCCACCCAGUCACUUGGGUGGGAGUGUAUAAGACCAUGGCAAGAAAGGCCAUAUAAAAGCGAGCCAUUGCACUGCUCCUGCCCUAAGUUUUAUCAGUUUUAAAAUAUUUAUUUUAACUCCAAAGAAAUAGGUUUAAACAUAGGAAAUAAAAUAUAUGUUAGUUCAUCUACAUAUUCUUCAUCUUGGCCAUGAGGUCUUCCAAGCUUUCACCAGAAUCUUCCACUGUUACAUCAGGUACAGAAUCUUCUUGCUAUCAACAGAUAAGGGAAAUACAGUGAAAAAAUAACUAUAUAAAAUUCUUAAUGCUUAGGAACAUAUAAUCAGCAAGCUUUAACCAUGUUCAACAAAUUUCUAAAGAAGUUUAUAAAGCAGAUUUUUCUUACUAAAUAUGCCUUCUAAUUUUUAGGACAGACAGUCCUUUACUUUCCCUACAAGUCUUGAUUUACAAGGUAGAGAGUAAUUGCAGUUUUUGUGAGAUCUCUACUGAACGGUAUCUUUAAAUAGUGUUGUGGCUAAAACUAUCAAUUUACAAAGCCGUCUUCAUUUAAUCAAAAUCUAUUAUACUUAAGCCAUCAAUAAGUGAACAAAACUACUUUAUGUCUGUUUUCAAAUAGUUUAAAAUGUGUUGUAUAUGUCUCCAUAUUAACACUGAGUACCUCUUUCUGACAUCUUAAUGCCUACAGUCUAAAAUAUCUAAAACAGGAAAUACUGUAUUGGUAUUAAAAAACAGGAUGAAGAUGAAAGAAGAACACUGAUUAAUUUCUCUUCUACAAUAUUUACUUGUGGAUAAAUCAGAUUUUAGAAAUACCUUUUUUGGGAUCGUAUACGCCACUGUAAUUCCUUCAGGUAGGUCAGGAACUGGGCCUGAGGAAUUUUUCAGUUCCUCUUCUGAAACCUCAGAUACCAACUCAAUACCUACAGAAUUAAAUUUGAUCUAUAAUAGUUUUUAAGGAAGCUAUAAUUAUUCAAAAUUUGUAAAAUAUUAUUACAAUUAUAUUCCCUGCCAUAAAAAAUUUGGUUUUAGGAUGCCAUUUCAAUUCCUAAAAGAAUCCCUACCCCACUCGUUAUCUUCAUGUAUUAUCUCUUCCUCUUCUUGGACAACCUCCUCUUUUGGCAGUGCUGCUACUUUUUUCUGUGGAAAUCAAAUAGUAUCAAAAUGUUUUUACUCAUUCUCCGUUCUCUGAAGCAUUCAUCAAUAAUUCAAAUAGCUUUUUAUCUUACUAAAAUCAAGAAAGGGCUUUGAAUAUAUACUUAUUUUCACUUUUGAAUUUGGUGAAUAAAUUAAAACUUCAAAAAACCAGAAUCCAUUUAUCUUAUAUUCCAAAUCUAAAUCACUGUUUCUAUUUUUUAAGUUAUCAUCCUAUGCAACAUGAUGCUUCAUAUAUUCUGAUUGACUGACAUAUACCUUAUAUUCUUCCUGCUGCUUCCUGCAAUUUCUGUCAUCACACUGAGGAUUUGGCUUCAUGGACAUAGUAGGAAAAAAAUCCUGCAUUGCAUUGUAUCCAAGGUAAAAACUGACCGUACCAAAAUUUAACAGAAACCUAGAAAAACAAAGCAAUAAAUAAAACCAUAAAAAAAAGUACUAGAGAAGACAUUCAGGUGGCUAACAGAUUCAUGAAGAAAUGCUCACGAUCAUUAGCCAUUAGAGAAAUACAAAUCAAAACAACAAUGAGAUUCCAACAACGCUGGCAUUAAUCCAAAAAACCCAAAAUAAUAAAUGUUGGAGAGGCUGUGGAGAGACUGGAAGACUUAGACACUGCUGGUGGGAAUGUAAAAUGGUACAACCACUUUGGAAAUCGAUUUGCCGCUUCCUUAAAAAAUUAGAAAUGGAACUACCAUACAGUCCAGCAAUCCCACUCCUUGGAAUAUAUCCUAGAGAAAUAAGAGUCUUUACACGAACAGAUAUACUCACGCCCCAUGUUCACUGAAGCACUGUUUACAACAGCAAAAAGCUGGAAGUAACCAAGGUGCCCAUCAACGGAUGAAUGGAUAAAUUAUGGUAUAUUCACACAAUGGAAUAUUGCACACCAUUAAAGAACAAUGAUGAAUCCAUAAAGCAUUUCAUAACAUGGAGGAAUCUGGAAGGCAUUAUGCUGAGUGCAACAGUCAGCUGCAAAAGGACAAAUAUUGUAUAAGACCACUAUUAUAAGAACUCAAGAAAUAGUUUAAACAGAAAAGAUAAUAUUCUUUGAUGGUUACAGGGGGGAGGGAAGAAGGGAGAGGGAGGGAGAGAGGGAUUUUCACUAAUUAGGUAAGAUUUAUUUUAGGUGAAGGGAAAGACAGCAUACAAUACAGGAGAGGUCUGCACUACUGGACUAAACCAAAAGCAAAGAAGUUCCCUGAAUAAACUGAACGCUUUGAAGGCCAGUGUAGCAGGGGCGGGGGUUUGGGGACCAUGGUUUCAGGGGAUAUUUAAGUCAAUUGGCAUAAUAAAAUCUAUUAAGAAAACAUUCUGCAUCCGACUUUGGAGAGUGGCAACCAGGGUCUUAAACGUUAGCAAGCAACCAUCUAAGAUGCAUCAACUGGUCUCAAGCCACCUAGAGCAAAGGAGAAUAAGAACACCAAAGACACAGGGUAAUUAUGAGCCCAAGAAACAGAAAGGGGCACAUAAAGCAGAGACUACAUCAGCCUGAGACCAGAAGAACUAGAUGGUGCCUGGCUACAACAGAUGACUGCCCUGACAGGAACACAGCAGAGAACCCCUGAGGGAACAGGAGAACAGUGGGAUGCAGACCCCAAAUUCUCGUAAAAAGACCAGACUUAAUGGUCUGACUUAGACUUGAAUGACCCAGAGGUCAUGGUCCCCAGACCUUCUGUUAGUCCAAGACAGGACCAUCCCUAAAGCUAACUCUUCAGACAGGGAUUGGACUAGACUACAGGAUAGACAGUGACACUGGGGAAGAAUGAGCUUGGAUCAAGUAGACACAUGAGACUCUGUUGGCAUCUCCUGUCUGAAGGGGAGAUGGGAGGGUACAGAGGGUCGGAAGCUGGCCCAGUGGACUCAACAAUUAGGAGUAUAGAGCAAGGUGUUUAUAAAUUUUUGUGUGAGAGUCUGACUUGAUUUGUAAACUUUCACUUAAAGCACAAUAAAAGUUAAAAAAAAAGUACUAGAAGAAAGUAACUGAAUUUUUAAAAGAUGAUUUUAUACUAGGUAAUGAUGUUUACAGGCCUGGCUUAUAGUAGAUACUUGAAUAUUUGUUGAAUGAAUGAAGGAAAAAUAUUUCAUCAACUGUAGAACAUACUAUUAUUUGAUGAACCACUAAGAAAAAUAAAACGUCACCAAUUAAAAUGUAACUUGUCAACAACUUUUUAAGAGGCAUCCUGGAUUUAGAGAGGUUAAAAUGUAGGCAAAGUGUGUCUUAAGAAUCCCUGAAAUAUGAUAGAAAAUCUUUUUUUUUUUUAAUUAUAUGUAACUUCCAGUACAGUGGUCAAUCUUAAAUGUGCAGGUCAAUCUUAAAUGUGCAGGUCGAUGAAUUUCAGCACAAGUCUUCAUGCAAGUAACCACCACCAGAUCAAGAUAGAGGACUUCCCCAGUAUCCCAUGAGGCUACCUGUGCCUCCUCCCAGUCAAAUCUGACUCCUUCUAAAAGCUUCUGUAUAGAGCAGAAGUCAUGUACAAAAGAUAAAUGACAAGAGGAAAAAUAUUUGCAAAUGCUUAACACUAAGAAAAGGCCAAAAACUGAGAAAGGACAUGAGCAGACAAUUCACAUAAGGAUACAUGCUGAACCUUCUCACAAUAAAUGUUGUUAGGUGCUAUCGAGUCAGUUCUUACUCAUAACGACCCAAUGUACGACAGAAGAGAACACUGCACCAUCCCCACAAGCCCAUUGUAGCAGCCACUGUGUCAAUCCAUCUUGUUGAGAGUUUUCCUCUUUUUCCCUAAUCCUCUUCUUUACCAAGCAUGAUGUCCUUCUCUAGGGAAUGGUCCCUCCUAAUAACAUGUCCAAAGUACAUGGGAUGAAGUCGUGCCAUCCUUGCUUUCAAGGAGCAUCCUGGCUGUACUUCUAAGCCAGAUUUGUUCACGCUUCUGGCAGUCCAUGGUAUAUUCAAUAUUCUACACCAAGACCAUACUUCAAAGGCAUCAGUUCUUCAGUGUUCCUUAUUUAUUGUCCAGCUUUCACAGAUGUAUGAGGCGACUGCAAACACCAUGGCUUGGGUCAGGUGGACCUUAGUCCUUAAAGAGGCAUUUUUGCUUUUUAACACUUUAAAGUGUCUUUUGCAACAGAUUUGCCCAAUGCAAUACAUCAUUUGAUUUCUUGACUGCCGCUUCCAUGGGCGUUCAUUGUGGAUCCAAGUAAAAUGAAAUCCUUGACAACUUCAAUCUUUUCUCCAUUUAUCAUGCUGUUGCAUACUGGUCCAGUUGGAUUUUUGUUUUAUGUUGAGAUGUAAUCCAUACUGAAAGCUGUAGACUUUGAUCUUCAUCACUGUUUCAAGUCCUCUUCACAUUCAGCAAGCAAAGUUGUGUUAUCCGCAAAUCACAGGUUGUUAACGAGGCUUUAUUUUUGCUUCAGAUAGUCCAGCUUCUUGGAUUCCUUGCUCGGCAUACAGAUUGAGUAAGCAUAGUGAAAUGAUACAACCCUGAUGCACACCUUUCCUUACUUUAAACCAUACAAUAUCCCCGUGUUCUGUUUGAAUGACUGCCUGUUGGUCUAUGUACAGGUUCCCCAUGAGCACAAUUAUGUGUUCUGGAAUUCCCAUUCUUUGCAACAUUAUCCAUAAUUUCUGAUACACAGAGUCGAAUGCCUUUGCAUAGUAAAUAAAACACAGGCAAACAUCUUUCUGGUGGUCUCUGCUUUCAGCCAUGAUCCAUCUGACAUCAACAUGAUAUCCCUCCUUCCUUGUCCUCUUUUGAAUCCAGCUUGAACGUCAGCAAAAUUUUACUUGUGUAUUAUAUUAAUGAUAUUGUUUGAUAAUUUCAGCAGUCUAUUAGAUCGCCUUUCUUUGGAAUGGGCACAAAUAUGGAUCUCUUCCAGUCGGUUGGCCAGGUAGCUGCCUUAUAAAUUUCUUGGCACAGACAAGUGAGUACUUCCAGUGCUGCAUCCAUGUGUUGAAACAUCUUAAAUGGUAUUUCAUCAAUUCCUGGUGCCUUGUUUUUCCACCAAUGCCUUCAGUGCAGCUUGGACUUCUUCCUUCAGUACCAUCAGUUCUUAAAUCAUAUGCUACCCCCUGAAAUGGCUGAACGUCAACCAAUUCUUUUUGGUAUGGUGACUGUGUAUUCCUUCCAUCUUCUUUUGAUGCUUUCUGAGUCACUCAACUUUUUGCCCAUAGAAUCCUUCAAUAUUGCAACUCUAGGCUUACAUUUUUUCUUCAGUUCUUUUAGCUUGAGAAAUGCCAAGCAUGUUCUUCAAUUUUGGUUUUCUAACUCCAAUUCUUUGUACAUUUCAUUAUAAUACUUUCUGUCUUCUCGAACUGCCCUUUGUGAUCUUUUGUUUAACUCUUUUAUCAUUUUUCUUUCACUUUAGCUACUUAACAUUCAAGAGCAAGUUUCAGAGACUCUUCUGACAUCCACUUUGGCCUUUUCUUUCUUUCCUGUCUUUUAAACGACCUUUUGCUUUCUUCAUAUAUGAUGUCCGUGAUGCCAUUCCACAACUCAUCUGGUCUUCGGUCAUUAGUGUUCAACGCGUGAAACCUAUUCUUGAUAUGGUCUCUGAAUUCACGUGGGAUAUACUUAAGGUCAUACUUUGGCUUGGCUCUUGUGAACUUGUUCUAAUUUUCUUCAGUUUCAACUUGAACUUGCAUAUGAGCAACUGACUGUUCUGCAGUCGGUACCUAUCCGUGUUUUGAAUGAUGACUGUCUUAGGCUGGGUUCUCUAGAGAAGCAAAACCAGUAAAGCAUGUAAGAGAGAGAUUUAUAUCAAGGAAACGGCUAACACAGUUGUAGAGAUUGGAACAUCCCAAGUCCAUAGGUCAAGCUGGAGGCAUCUUCUAAUUAACGUAGCUGCAGGGGCUGGUGAUUCCAAAAUCAGCAGAUCAGAGAGCAGGGCUAUUGCUCACAGGCUAUGAAGAUAGGCAAAUCACAAGAUUCAGGAGGCAAGCUGCUAGCUCAAGUCCCAAGAACCCCAGGUCAGAUGAACAGGGGCGAGCUGCAGAAUUCAGAGCAAGCAAAAGCCCCCAAGCCUUGCAAGAAUGUCUACUUAUAUAUUCAAUGCAGUUCACAUGCCCAAGGAAACUCCAUUUCAACUGACUGGCUACUCACAGCAGAUUCCAUCACAGAGGUGAUCAUAUCAUCUUACAGCUGCAAAACCACUGAGAAUCAUAGCCUAGCCAAGCUGACACACAAUCUUAACCAUCACAAUGAUACUGUCCUUUUCCAUUGUCUCAUUCCAUAGAUAUAGUCAAUUUGAUUCCUGUGUAUUCAUCUGGAGAGGUCCAUGUGCAUAGUCAUCAUUUAUGUUGGUGAAAAAGGUAUUUGCAAUGAAGAAUCCGUUGGGCUUGCAAAAUUCUAUCUUGCGAUCUCCGAUGUCAUUUCUAUCGCUAAGGCCAUAUUUUCUGACUGUUGUUCCUUUGUUUCCAGCUUUCACAUUCCAAUCAUCAGUCAUUAUCAAUGCAUCUUAACUGCAUGUCUGAUCAGUAUCAGACUGCAGAAGUUGGUAAAAAUCUUCAGGUUCUUCAUCUUUGGCAUUACUGGUUGGUACGUAAGUGUGAAUAAUAGUUGUAUUAAUUGGUCCUCGUAGGUGUACAGAUAUUACCCUAUCACUGACCACACUGUACUUCAGGAUAGAUCUUGAAACGUUCUUUUUGACAAUGAGUGCAAUGCCAUUCUUCUUCAAUUUGUGAUUCCCAGCAUAGUGGACCACACGAUUGCCCGAUUCAAAAUGGCCAAUACCAGUCUACCUCAGCUCAGUAAUACCUAGGAUAUUGAUCUUUAUGUGUUCUGUUUCAUUUUUGAUGACUUCCAGUUUUCCCAGAUUCCUACUUUGUACAUUCCACGGUCCUAUUAUUAAUGGAUGUUUGCAGCUGUUUCUUUGCAUUUUUUGAGUCAUGCCACAUCAGGAGAUGAAGGUCUCAAAAGCUUGACUCUAUCCACAUCAUUAAGGUCGACUCUACUUUGAGGAGACAGCUCUUCCCCAGUUGUAUUUUGAGUGCCUUCCAACCUGAGGUGCUCACUUUCCAGCACUAUGUUAGACAGUGUUCUGCUGCUAUUCGUAAGGUUUUCAACAGCAAUUUUUCAGAAGUAGACCGCCAGUCCUUCUUCCUAGUCUGUCUUAGUCUGGAAGCUCUGCUGAAACCUGUCCAUCAUGGGUGACCCUGCUGGUAUUUGAAAUACCAGUGGCAUAACUUCCAGCGUCACAGCGACAUGCAAGUCACCACGGUAUGACAAACUGACAGACGCAUGGGGUACAAUAAAUGAGAUACUGAUUUUCCACCUAUGAGACUGACAAAGAUGGAAGAGUCUGAUAAUACCCAAUGUUAUCAAAAGUGUGUUAGAAACAGGUACUUCUACACUGUGGUAGAAAUGUACAACCUUUUGCAGGAGAAAUCUUGCAAUAUCUAUCAAGAUAAACAUUGCCUAAACUCAGAAAUUCCACUUCUAAAAAUUUGUACUGUAUAAAAAUCUAGUGUAUAAAAACAUAUGCAGUAUGUUGUCUGCAGCAUUGUUGAUAACAGCAAAAAACUAGCCUAAGACACCAUCAAUGGAGGGCUGGCUAAAUAUGACACAUCCUCAAUAGAAUACUUUGUAGCCAUUAUUUUUCUUUUUUUGUACCAUAUUAUAGAACGUUUGUUUAGUUAGGGCCUACUGAAGUUUGUACAGACUAUUUGCUCACAUAUUAAACAGCCCUAGACUAUUGCCUUUAGAGUUCUUAUAUGUGCUUUUUAGAAUUUCCGUGCUGGUAGGUAACACUUUUCACUGAUAACAAGGUGCCUCCUUGUAACAUGUUCCUGUUUGUUCUUAUAAUAUUGGAGGACUAGGAAAGAGAUAACUGAGCUUAUUCCAAGUUUUAAAGUGAGAACAAAAUGGCCCCUGUUAGGGAACACCUGAAGGAGCUUUGCCUUUAAUAGUCAUUUUCAGUUGGCUCAUAAACUCUUUUGACAUUAAUUAUAGCUGCAAAUAAACUUUCCUUCUUUUUAGUUAUAGUUUAGAUAGGUGUUAGCGCUGGAUAUGUUUCUGUAUAGCACAGGUGUCCUGGGUUGAAUUGCAUCCCUCCUCCCCCGACCCAAAAAAUAUGUCAACUUGGUUAGGCCAUGAUUCCCAGUAUUGUGUGGUUGUCCUCCAUUUUUUGAUUGUAAUUUUAUGUUACUUAGGGUGGGAUUGUAACACCACCCUUACUCAGGUCACCUCCCCGAUCCAGUGUAAAGGGAGUUCCCCAAAGGAAAGGGAAGCAGGCGGAGAUUUGGGAACCUUGAACCACCAAGAAAGAAGCACUGGGAGCAGAGCACGUCCUUUAGACUUGGGGUUUCUGCACAGAGAAGCUCUUAGUCUAGGGGAGAUUGACAAGAAAGACCUUCCUCCAGAGCUGACAAAAAGAGAAAGCCUUACCCUGGAGCUGAUGGCCUGAAUUUGGACUUCUAGCCUACUAUACUGUGAGGAAAUAAACUUCUCUUUGUUAAAGCCAUCCAUGUGUGGUAUUUCUGUUACAGCAGCACCAGAUGACUAAGACAACAGCUAUUGCCAUGGUUAGUGUUUAAUCAUCUUCAGAUUAUUUUUCUGACUCAUGGUAACCCUAUGUGUGCAGAGAGAACUGCUCCACAGUGUUUUCAAGGCUGUGGCCUUCUGGAAGCAGACUGCCAGGCCUGUCUUCCAGGGUGCCUCGCCAUGAGUCGGAAUCAACUUGACAGCAACUAACAAUAACAACAAGAUUAUUUUUAGUAAGAGUUCAGUCAGGAUAGUGGAAAGCAAGUGCUUUUAUGUCUAAUCUCCACCCUUGGUCAAACCUGCAGAGAUUUAAAUCAUUUGGUUAAUGUUUCAUAAAUAAAUACACUAGUACUAUUUCACUGUUUUGACUCAUAGCAGCUCUGUAGGACAGAGUAGAACCACUCCAUAAGGUUUCCAAGGCUGUAAAUUUUUAUAAAAGCAGACUGCCACAUCUUUCUCCCGGAAGCAACUGGUGAGUUUAAGCUGCCAGCCUUUCAGUCAACAGCUGAGUGCUUAAGCGGUGCACCACCAGGGCUCCUUAUAGGGUCACUAUGAGUCAGAAUCAACUUGACGGCAAAGGGUUCACUGUACCAUUUAACAAGAGCUAUUCCAAACGCAGACAAUAACUGAUAAGGUUGUGUGUGUAAUAAUUAUGUGUAUCAUAUAUUACAUAUGUAUAAUUUAUAUAUAUGAUUCACACAUGUAUACACACAUACAGUACAUAUAUACAAACAUACUCAUAGGAUAUAUAUACUGUACACACAUUAUAUAUAUAUAAAUUACAUAUACAUAAAGUAUGUAAAACUAAAUACUUGGCUGCUAAUUUUAAUUUCUGAAAUUAUUUAUGAAACACAUUUACUUAUAUCAAAAACAAAAAACUAUUCAGAAAAAUCAGCCCUCACUUACUUUAACACGUUUUGUACCAAGAUUCCAGCAACUACUCCCAUAGUGGUAGGAAGACUAGCUGCACAAACACCUUCUCGUUUCAGAGUCUUCUCAUCAAUAUUUGCAGCAACUACAAGUGGUGGAGCACACUGCAUGAAAAAGGAAUAAAAAUACAUUUUUAAAAGAAGGGAGAAAAAUAGUAUGAGAUAUUCCAAAUAAUAUUUUAUCACAUUCAAAGUGUUUUUUCUUUGAAUUAUAAUGUGUUUUCAAUGCUUCUAAUAACUCUAAUUAGAGCAGCCUUGGUGAUGCAGUGGUUAAGUGCUCUGCACUAACUGAAAGGGUGGCAGGUCAAAGCCACCAGCUGCUCCCAGGAGAAAGAUGUACAGUCUGCUGCCGUAAAGACUGCAGCCUUGAAAACUCCAUGGCUCAGUUCUACCGUGUCCUGUGGGGUCGAUGUAUGUCAGAGUCGGCUCGAUGGCAACAGAUUAAGAACUCUAGUACCUAAGAAUGAAAAACAGCCCAAAAUGAACAAUGCAUACCGCAAAACACGCAGACUCUCCAGGAAUUAUGAGCUGUAUGUGCCCUGAAACUGCAUUUUCACUGACUCCGGAUUCCAUCCAUGUUUGUCCAAGUUCAUUACAAGCCUUGGUUGAAACAGGUGAAAACACAAGAAAGAACAUAAAAGAACAAGACGUAAUUUACCACAAUUCUUUUGAUGAAAAACUAUGGUUUAGUGAAAUGGAAUGCCACAUUUUUUAAAAAAUUAAUUUUCUGAAUAAAAGAGGAAAGUUAUAAAUAAUGUAAUUCUUUGGCAACUGAAUAGACAGCAUUCAAGUAAGCAGUCAAUAAAUAUCUAGUUAAUUAAAUCAUAGUGUCACUGAAACUUUUGUUACGUUCAUGUAAAAAUUCAUUCUUCUAAAAUAAUUUCUGCAACAAAAAACCAAAAUGUCAUUGGAAAAGUUAAAAACACAGUAAUUCCCAAGAACAAAAAUUCAGUUUUACUUUUGAGAAACCAAGUUUUUAAGUAUAGUUCAAAGUGGCAAAAGUUAAAACCAGUGCUAACCAAGAAUAAGAUAGUUUUACAAAAUAUUGAUUUACUUUAUUUAAAAAAUCGUGUAUCAGAAGUAUUUUGCUAUUUUAUAAUUUCCUCUAAGGGAGACUCUGAGUGGCACAAACAGUUAACACUCAGCUGCUAACCUAAAGGUUGGCAAUUCAAGUCCACCCACAGGCACCUUGGAUGAAAGGCCUGGUGAUCUACUUCCAAAAAAUCAGCCACUGAAAACCCUGAGGAGCACAGCUCUGUCUGAGCACAUGGGGUCCCCACGAGUCCAAACAGCAUCAACAGCGACUGGCUUGGUUUUAUCAGCCUAAGAGAUUAAGAUAUACUAUAUGCCAUACCAGCUAGGCUAAUUUCACAAGUAGGCUAAGGGAACAUUAAAAAAUAAAUAAAACACAUUAUAAAAAGGCUUAAAUUCAGGACUGUUUUUAGGAUGGGGAAUAUAUAUCGAGAGAAUGUAUGGGAAAAUAGAAAAAUCCAUAGGAAUACUCACUGUAUUUAUUGUCAUUCGAGCUUCAAAAUUGUCCACACAGCUAAGAACUAGGUCAACAGGUUUUCCCUCUUGUAACCCACCAUUACUAGGCAAAGAAAAUAAAUUUUAUUAAAAAAAAAAAAAAAGACACAA